This is a messenger RNA of Paraglomus brasilianum, 807 nucleotides long. The record is from the annotation of a GenBank genome assembly. NCBI's taxonomy places the organism in Eukaryota, Fungi, Glomeromycota, Glomeromycetes, Paraglomerales, Paraglomeraceae.
AUGUUCAGCAACACCAUCGUCCCUAUCUCCACCACCAACACUGCCGUAAUCAGCAAAAAGGCAUUCAUUACAUCUCUCUUAUCUCUUCCAAACGAAAUCCUCCAUAUGAUUUUCGAAAUGCUCGACAUAGCAUCCCUUUUCGCGGUCUCUGAUACAUGCAAACUAUUCAACCUCUUAUCAUACGAAUAUAUCAUCCAAUCCUUCGAAUCACCCGAACUCACAUUAAGGCUUUCAUUCAACCAAGAAUACAAAUUGAAACCCCAAGUCGAAUUCCACUUUUCUCACGUUGACGAGUCCUCAAACAAUCUAGUCUUCAAACCGACGACUCAGAAACAAAUAAAAUUCUACAAUUCGGCAGUUGUACACAAGCCUACUUUAUAUAACGCCGCAUUGACAACCGAUAACAACGAGGUAUCCCGCUUGUCGAAAGAAAACUUUCUUCAAAAGGCAUCGCCACUUUCCAUCAAGAAUUAUGGAACUUUCAACGAAACACAUAAGAUCCAUCGAGAUAACCAUCCAUUAUCAUACACAUUCAAAUACACCGUAAGCACCACUCCAGAGAAUAUAGCGAGGACGAGAAGUGGAGAGAGAUGGGUAACACCCGAAGAAUUUUCGUGCCCUAUCGACUUCUUUUAUCCACAAGGAAAGAGCAUUUCCAAGAUAUUUACGAAACUCUUUGGCAAACAACGACAAAACAAGGCACCGACAAAGAAAUUGUCAAAGAGAAAGUGGAGGAAUAAUAAAGCCAUCGAAGCCAAGAAAUAUGAAGAGACAAAUCGAAGCGUACCAACACCUGUCAGUAACUAA